Molecule: messenger RNA, 1063 nt
Organism: Cryptomeria japonica (Japanese cedar)
Lineage: Eukaryota; Viridiplantae; Streptophyta; Pinopsida; Cupressales; Cupressaceae
Product: non-specific lipid transfer protein GPI-anchored 11
Exons: 3
Coding region: 163-765 (200 amino acids)
Source: RefSeq, a predicted model, not a curated record
AUUUCUUUAAUUUACCAUAAUAUACUACUCAUUUGGAAAUACCUUUGGAUACACUUCACUUAGGCUUGCAUCUGGCAGCUCGAAGGUUUCGAACGUUGGACGUCUUCUGCACAAGGCAAAGCUGCAGCGAGAUUCGAACGUUAGACGUCUUCUGCAACAACAAUGGCGGCAAUUGUGAGAGCAUUAAUAAUCUUCGUGCUAAUGGCGGUAGCAGAAAGUGUGAUGACACAGCAGACAGACGCAGCUAUAGACUGCACCGACCCCAUCGUGAGCCUCUCACCAUGCCUUUCUUACAUGACGAGAUCAGCCAAGCUUUCCAUUCCUGACGACGAUUGCUGUGACUCACUGGCCACAGUCAUCAACACCCACGCAGGGUGCUUGUGCGAGCUCGUCUCCAGGGACGAUUUUCUGGGCUUUCCCAUUAAUCAAACCAUCACUCUCUCGCUCCCUUCCACCUGCGAUAUUCAAUAUCCGCGUGAACUUGACCAGUGCAUAGUUGUUCUUCCACCUUCUAGCGAUGGACCUGUUGUUCAGCCUGGCUCGAAUCCACCGCCACGACUAUUUCAUCCCGAAGCUCCAUCGCCGGCGCUUGAGGCUGUUCCUCCGGUGCUUGAAGCUCCGCCAAUGGAGAGCGUUCCCGAUCAGCCGGAUGAUUCGCCCUUUCCAAAUGUUAGCAUUGCUGGAGCCCUUUUCACGCAAUCUUUAUUACGGCUAUUUUGGGGAUCACUGCUAACCGCCAUUUUAACUGUCGGUUAUUUGCAUUGAAGUUUGAUACACCGGAGGUUUAAAACUUCAACAUAUUUCUUCUUUUGCCAUGGAAACAGAGUUCAAAGUUAUAUUUAGCAGUGAAUGAAUUGCUGUUGUCUGUAUUCCGAAUUUUGAGACACUUCUCUGCAAUCAAUGUUACAUAUAUAUCUGUUAUGGCUAAUCUAUUUCUUUGACAGUCUCCUCGCUUAAACUGUGGAGUACUUUUGAAAAAAUGAUGUGUUUCUGUAAUCUGUUAUAAUGGAUAUUGAUGUUUAAAGUCUAGAGGUAUUUAUUUCGGACAAAAAGAUUUCAUUAC